AUGAAGCAACGAACAGCUAAUACUCAACUCCCGAAGUACGUAUUGAUAGGACAGCCUCAAGUUUCAGUGUUGUUGGAGCUGAGUCCUCAUUUUAAAUCAAAGGUUUCUCUUAAGGUCAAAGCUUUUAUACUCCCUCGUGCUUUCUCAUACCGCCUGCCAAGUAAAUCUUUGACUUCCUUGUCAUCCAUAUUUGAGAGCCUGCGUCUUGCUGAUCCGCAGUUUAUGCUUGAUGAUCGAAUUGAUAUGAUACUUGGUGCGACCGCCGCCAUCCACGCAAAAAUAGUAAGUGGUACUGUUGAAAGAGGCAAAGCACACGAGCCCAUUGCUACGAAAUCAAAGCUUGGAUGGUUGUUGUCAGGUCCAAUAGGCUUGAGUACAUCUACUCUUGUUGCUCAAGAUUGCACAAAGGAGCCCAACCCUCAGGAGCAAAAAUGUGAGGAUCACUAUUUGAAGAUGACUCGCGGAGAUGAGUCAGGUCGUUUUUUGGUUGGCUUACCUUUUAAAGUCAACCUCUCCGUUCUGAAAAUUCAUGCUCUCCCCAUCAGAACUCUUCCAGAGCCAUGCUUCUCAACAUGGAAAGAAAAUUCAAAAUUUGUCCCAGCCUUUGGUGAUGGUUAUUGGUUGCUUCCGCAUCACGACAUAAUUCAAGAGUCCAAUACCACUACCAAAAUGCGAGUUGUCUUUAAUGGCUCCGCCAGAUCGAAAAACUCUGUAUCUAUCAACGACAUUUUGGACACGGGCCCGAACCUUCUACCUCCUCUUUUCGACCUCAUGUUGAGAUGGCAAAAUUAUUGA
Copidosoma floridanum is the source of this 795-nucleotide messenger RNA. RefSeq lists its product as uncharacterized. NCBI's taxonomy places the organism in Eukaryota, Metazoa, Arthropoda, Insecta, Hymenoptera, Encyrtidae. The record is from RefSeq and is a predicted model, not a curated record.